AGGCGAGCUGGAGGAGCGAGGCUGCGAGUUGGCCAACAAGGGCUCUAAAAGGGGGGAACAGUUACGUGGUCAUGCCUCCGUUAUGAGAGCGUGUGUCGUCGUCGUCGACGUCGACCGACGGUGGGGGUGUUGUUGUAGUAGGAGGCGCUGCGUCGUGCUGGCGGCAGGAGGAGUGAGUGCUGCUACACACGGUGGAGGAGGGAGGGUGCUCCGAGGAGGAGACAAGGUUUUUAAUCAAAUUCGGACGCAGGAGCCGGGAGUUUACGUAUACAGGCUAAAUGGCUGGCGAGGGCUGACGGGAGGAGGAGGAAGAGGAGGAGGAGGAAGAAAAGAGAGAGAGAGGUAGGGAGGGGGAGAAGGCUCGGUCGCCGCAAGUGAGCGUGGAACAAGCAGCGGGGCUCAUCGCGAACGUUAGAGUAGGGGCCAGUUGUUGUUACGGAACACUACCAAACAGUUGCCUUUUUCUUCACAGCGUUUGGGAUUCCCGUGUGAGCGGAACGCCACGGUGAGAGAGAGACAGAGAGAGAGAGACCGAGGGUUGUGCGUCUGUCUGGAUGACCAGACUGAUAACAACGAGUGAUCAUCGCACGUGACGGUGGCUGGUGGCGGGGUUGGAGCAGUGUUUGUGAGAGAGGGAGAGACAGCGGGGCGAAGAGGAUUGAAGUCGAGCGAGGCGUCGCCGAGCACGUGAAGUUUUCUGCUCGACUUCUCUCUCUAACCUAGUCGAGCUUGCUCUCUCACUCGUCUCCUCCCCAGCGCGCGUGCGCGUGAUGUAUGUGUUCGGUUUAUGAUCCCCCAUCACCUGCGCUGAGUGUGUGACAGUCGCUGUACGAGCCUCGGGAGGAGGAUGUAAACUGUAUGACAGCUGCCCGACAGUCUCGUCCGUGGAGCAGACGGAGUUGGCCACAGUGGGGGGAAGAGUUUGACCCUUUCGUGACUGAUCACAGUCAGCAGUCGCCGGAGCCAAGCUAACAAUCGCUGUCAUCCUCUCGUGUUGUUGUUGAACAGAGUGACGUGCUUGAUGCUUCAUCAACGAACGCUGUCAUCUCCGUUCUUCUCAUCAUCAUCAUCGUCGUCGUCGUCGUCUGAGGUUGUGACCUGUUGUUUAGCAGUCCGCAGAGAUAACUGUGCACUCGGCUCUCCGUUGGCGGCGGCGACAGCGACAUCAGUGGGAGGGUAGUCGAUACGUGACGUACGGCCGCAUGUUACCCACGUCGUAUCGGCAGCGGUGACGGACGCUGCCGCGGCGUUGAGGACUGACGGGGAGCCGGUGCUGAUGUUAGUGGUGGUUGAAGUGUGGAUUUACCUGCAAUCGGAUCGUUGGGAUAACACCUUAGUGUCGUCUGCUGCCCGGUGAAGGCAGGUAUACCGAUGGAGUCCAGCUCCUACCUGCUGUUGCUGCUGUUGAUGGGAUACUGCCUGGCAUUGAUUGAAGGUGAACUGCGCUGCUACUGCAACGAGUCCGGCUGCGUGUCCACUGGCUACAUGUGCAAGUCCGCUGCUGGUCAGUGCUUCACGGCCGUGGAGGUGCAAGGGGACAAGACUCGCGCCACCCACGGCUGUCUGGAUUCUGUGCCCUUGGAGCAUCGCGGGAUGUGUGGGGGGCGCGGUGCAGUGGACGGGGGUGAGGCCGCCCGCCACGAGCGGCACAAGGAGGAGGUGGUGAAAGGGGGGACCCCUGCUCAGGCCGGAGGAGGGGCUAAGUUCCCGCUGCUCAUUUGUUGCGAGGAGGACAUGUGCAACUACAUUGAAAAUCUGGACCUCACUAACAUAGUCAUGGCGCCCAAAGCCAACGGAAGCGCGCAGAAAGGCGGCUCGAGCAGUGAGAAGGGCAUCAUCUACUCGAGGAACCCGGAGGAGCAGGAUGCAGAGAGGGACUUGUGGUUCAAGGCCGCGGUCAUCGCCGUUCCCAUUGCCGGUGGCUUCAUUCUGGUGCUCCUCGUGCUUCUGGCAGUGCGCAUGCUUAGAACUGACAAUCAACGUCAUCGGCGCCUCAUCCAGAUCCGCCGCGAGCGGAGUCUGACCAAAGCGCAGCUCUACGUCACAGAUCAUUUCAGUGACGUCAGCGCCAAGUCGGACGUCGGCAAGUCGUACUCUCUGUUCGCCAGCAAGCCUCACGGUGGGGCUCACGGUGGACCUGUCGGGGCCGGAGUUAAGCCCCACAGCGGGGGGCCCACAGUAGCAGGCGGCAAAGGACUGGAGGUGGGGAUGGGCUUGAACGUGGGGCUGAGGCUGGGAGGCGGGAAACCCGUGUGCCGGGACGUGAACAUUUCCGUGGACAAGGAAGGGCGAGUGUACGAGAAGGUGUGUGACGUCAACGUGCACAGACAGCCGCAACACCCCUCGGUAGUCAGAUGGGGGCACUCCUCUAAGGCAGACCAUGCGACCGUUGUGUAGGCGGCUUUACUGCCCCAUUCAAGGGGCACGACUCAGAGCGUUUUACACCUUUGAUCAUCGUCGAGCCGAUGACCCUGGUGCUGAAAGGACAAGGAAUCUGACCGCGUGGUGUGCGUGUGUGGGUUUCACUCAGCAUCAUGGGAAAAGACUCAUCAUGGUCGAGAUUUUUCUCGUCCUUUCUCGUGAUUUCGUCAUGACGACGACGAAAAGGAAACAAUAUGGCAAUGGAGCUCUGCAGGGCAGGGUCUCCAGUGCCAGGAAAUGCAGCCUGUAGACAAAUGUUACCUAAGGAGCCGGACGUGAGAGCGCAUGCUCAGCCGGUACGAACUCCAUGGAUGUCAUGAUCUGAAUAAAAAGCAGCAGCUACUUUGAUUGACUUCGUACGUACGCGGUUUACAGAAAUUGUUACUGAGUUUUAUAUUCAUAGGGCCAAGCUGGAAAGAAUGGUAUUGAAGAUAACAUCGUGUUCACCUGUGACCUACCUGGUGAACAUUUUAAACAAACUACGAUAGUCGUAAACGCAGAAGAUGAUGUACAGUUUAUAGACAUUGAAUAGGUUAUAAACAGACGUUGAUGAUUUCGCACUGACAGUCGACAAAGUCCUGAACCUUCACGAUAGUUUCAAGUGUCUUGUGUACCAGGAACACUUUUGACUGUUGUCCACACACUGGGUGUGAUCCCACCCGAUGAACAGGUGCAUAAAUGUCUUGUUUUUGGUGGAAGAACAUUCAUUGAGUCAGAACGGUGAUGUGUAAUUAUCACGAGGAUAAUGCUCAGCCUUUCAAACAUAAUUAUGUUUCUUUUAAUUAUGCUCUGGUUUUUUGUUUGUUUUUCCCUUUCAGAUUCCUGUUCUAAGGAUCAUUGUGAUAAGUGUGUGGGGGAUUUUUUUUUUUUUUAAAGAAAAUUAUUUUUCAAGUACGCGUUGUUUUGUUUUUUCGCUGGGGUAAAAGGAGAAAAUCGCAUGGAGACGGUUAUCUGCCCCUUUUGUUACUUUUUUCCCUUUUGUUCUGUAACGGAGCGUGAUUAUCAUAUAAGGAAGACUUAUUUUCUUGCUUUGGUGUAUGGGAUGUUUUUGUUGAUAUGUGUUUUGUUAUUCGUGCUGUCACUGAGCUAAGGAAGGGUCAUCUCUUAUUUUUCAUUUAUUUGGCAAUGUUAGGAAACGAAUCCUCAUGCUUUAGACUGGAGUGAGGUGCUGUACCAUGUGACGACCAGAUAAUUGAAUAUAUCAGGGGUUGUAGCUUGUGCCACACCAUAUUGGCGGCCACCAAUGAGCAACCGCAGGUGUGAGUUUAGGGUAGAUAGCAAGGUGUGACGAGAAUCUCACGAUGUGGAUAGAAAUUAGAAAUUUUACAAGUCUGGUUAGAAGACAUUACAUACAGCUUGACCCCGUGACAUCAGUGACUUAGCGAAACACACUUCCAUCUCCUUCCCUCUUCUGUACCUGUGUGAGAGAGGGAGAGAGAGAUAACAGCGAAUAUCGACUGCCUAGUUGCCAUGGAGAUGCCGACUAUUCUGGGGGUUUUUUAUGGUUAAAAAAAACAGUCUUCUCGUUUGUCGACCUGCCUUCUAAAUGAUGUUCUUUGUCACUUGUGAGCACGCGAGGACUGUGUGUGGCGUGCCUGCAGCAUCAUAUCAUACCCCGUCUCCUUUGUUGCCGGUGGCUGGGUAUGUGCAUGCUACGAGAGAUUGCUGGGUGAUGAGGCUAGAUGCUGCUCCCCCUCCCCACUUCAUUCCUGUAAAAAAAAAAAAAAGAAGAAAAGAUGAGUGCACGGCUGUUUGAAGCUAAAUAGCUGACAUUGUUCGCCUGCUGAGACUGACAGAGUGUGGAUGUGUGAAGGGGCAGCGUGGGUGUGUGUGCUUGAGACUCAGACCUGUGCAAGAUUUCACAUAUUUUGCAUUUUUCGAUGAAAUGGCUUAUUUAUUGUUGUAAGAAUAAAUUUUAUGGCUUCAACGUCUUCA
Messenger RNA from Pomacea canaliculata, 4356 nucleotides. RefSeq names its product BMP and activin membrane-bound inhibitor homolog. The record is from RefSeq and is a predicted model, not a curated record. The coding region runs from base 1372 to 2397 and encodes 341 amino acids. Lineage: Eukaryota; Metazoa; Mollusca; Gastropoda; Architaenioglossa; Ampullariidae. The transcript is spliced from 3 exons.